AUGAGCCAGACCUCUGCUCAGGCAGCGCCCAAAACCUAUGUGGUAGAACACCUCGACCCAGAAUUAGGCCCGUGGUCCGCCUUGGAGUACGAAUGCAUUGCGAAAGAGUCCGCCGAGUCCGGGGCCAGGUUCAUGCUCACUUCAGUGCCAGCGACGCUACGCCUGCCGCCCAACCUGGCAGCGCUGGACAGCCUGCAUGUAGAGCACCGCGGUGUCGAAGAAAUAUUUGCUAGUCAAAAGGCUAGAGUCUGCCUGCUAGACCCAGCGGCAUCUUUCGAAUUAUCUCCAGCAGACGGAGAACGGUUUGAUAUCUUUCUAUUUGGGGGCAUACUUGGCGAUGACCCUCCCCGAGGUAUGAUCCACCGCACAUCAGAGUUGCGCAUGAAAGGCUAUGUCGGGAGGAGAUUAGGCCCUAAACAGAUGACAACUGAUACAGCAGUGAGGGUAACACGCAUUGUGGUCGAAGAGAAAACUCCUCUGGAUCAAAUUGAAUGGGUGGAUUACCCAGAGCUGCGAAUCAACAAGCAUGAGGCGACGGAAAUGCCCUUUAGAUAUGUGAAAGGGAAAGAUGGGGAGCCUAUCAUGCCUACGGGCAUGGUCGAGCUCAUAAAGAAGGAUGCAGAUAAAGGAUUGGAGGAUCUUCUGUGA
Messenger RNA from Uncinocarpus reesii 1704, 648 nucleotides. RefSeq lists its product as uncharacterized. Lineage: Eukaryota; Fungi; Ascomycota; Eurotiomycetes; Onygenales; Onygenaceae. The transcript has 5 exons. The coding region runs from base 1 to 648 and encodes 215 amino acids. Gene Ontology annotation, biological process: peptidyl-arginine methylation. The record is from RefSeq and is a predicted model, not a curated record. Gene Ontology annotation, molecular function: protein-arginine omega-N monomethyltransferase activity.